This is a messenger RNA of Symsagittifera roscoffensis, 2552 nucleotides long. RefSeq lists its product as uncharacterized. Gene Ontology annotation, cellular component: nucleus. The record is from RefSeq and is a predicted model, not a curated record. Lineage: Eukaryota; Metazoa; Xenacoelomorpha; Acoela; Convolutidae. The coding region runs from base 271 to 1971 and encodes 566 amino acids. The transcript has 6 exons.
UGAGAUGAGUAUAUUUGAAACAGAAUGAGAACUGUGUUGUGUUUCGACUUGCAAUUAAAUUUAAAAUCAUUUUGAUUUUCCAAAUAUUGCGCUAGAAUUGAAUACAUAUUUUUUGAUUGUUCUUUAAUUCAUUUCUUUUUCGUACGACUGUGGUUACUUUUUGUAUUGGAUUGCUACUGCGUUGUUUGUUUUGAUCUGUGCUUUCAACAGUUAUUACGUCUAAAAUAAAUUUGGGAAAAUUUUGCUAGUUUUGAAUUCCUCAUCUACGUUAUGGAUAAAUCACCGUCUACUAGCAAAAGCUCGAAGAAAAAUUUCGAUUUAACUUCGCCCGGAGGAUCGCCAAUUAUGCUUAACGGGAAUACUGCUGAUUAUAGUCAAAGUGUAGACCCACGUUGCGUGUUUUGUCGUUCGGAAAGAGACGAUGAAGUGAAAUAUGGAGAGUUGUUGAGCUCAGAGGGCAUAAGAGUUCACUAUAAUUGUCUUCUCACAGCGAGUAUUUUGGCUCAGAAGCUGGAAGAGGAUGAGGGCGUGAGAGGCUUCACUGUUGGGAGUAUACGACAUGCUGCCCGCAAUGCGCGUAAAGAGACAUGUGUGUACUGUGAGAAGACGGGGGCAGUGAUUGGGUGUUGUCAGAGGAAGUGCAACCGCUUCUUCCACUUUCCCUGUGGACAGAAUAACAACUGCAUCUCUCUCUUCUACGGCACAUUCAACUCCUACUGCCACGAACACGCAAACACCAUGCGACAUGUCAAGCCACCGGAGAACGACAACUGCUGCCCUGUAUGUGUAGAGGAAUAUACUCCUGAAGACUCUCUGUUCCAAUCUGAAUGUUGUCCUACUGUCAGUCACAUGGACUGUAUGCGUCAGUAUUCCUACAACGCCGGAACCUACGUUCUAAAAUGCCCCUUCUGCCAAGAUGACAAGAAGUUCGUAAAGUGCAUGCUGGAGUUCUCGUGUAUCUACAUUCCUACUAGGGAACCACUCUUCGAAGACCAUGACCGUAUGACGAUGGAGCUAGACUGCUGUUAUGAUGACUGUCCAGAACCAGAAAGGUGUGAGAACAACGAUAUCUGGUCCCUGAUCAAGUGCACGUUAUGUGGCAGCAGAGCAAUGCAUGUGUGCUGUGUGAAGAAACAGCCAGACCAGAUGUUCAUUUGUCCAGACUGUGGCUACGAUGAGUCAUGGCAUGAAGAGAUGCGAGUGAGGCUGAGAGUGGGCCAGACAUCUGGAAGAGCGUACAAGUUUCAGUUGAGUUACUUGACCACCAAGUUCCUAGGAAUUGCUCUGAAGGAUCCGACGAACGAAAAGAUCACCAAGUCAGGGCGCUGUUCCCGACGCUACCAAGAAAAAUGUGAUAUGCAAAUAAGAACAGCGGCUGUGAAGCUGGAAUCUUCCAAGAAAGAAAAAGCAUGGAGCGAAAGUGAAGAUGAAGAUGAAGAUGACGAGGAGAGAGAACUGAAGGAGAAUAAAGACUCAAGAAUAACUGGAUCAGGCUCGAAGGGAGGAAAACGGAGGCGAACUGCGACUGAAAAUUUGACCGAACAGACAAAUAAGCCGAAGAGGGCAAGAACUUCAAAGAAAGGAAAAUCUUCGAGUGUAAUAUCAUCAGCUGAUACCGUGUCAGCUAUCAAUUCUGACGUAUCGACAGUUUUGACUGAUGCAACCAACAAAAGCGAUCAACCACCAGCGGAAAUAGCACCAGUUAAAGAAAAGAAAAAGAGAGGUCCCCCUAAGAAAAAGAAGACGGACUUAGAAGCUGCAAAGAAACAAGAGACGCCUAGCUCGGGCAUUUUUGAUGAUUUUGACGUUCCUGACUGUAAUAUUGGAAAGUUGAUCAAACCAUGUGAAAUAGCGUUUAAACAGAAAGAUAAAGGAUUGGAUCAUUUCGGAAUUAACUAUUUGAAGCCACAGAAAUGCAAGGAGUGCAACCCACCUGCAAAAAGCUUCAAACUCGGAGAUUCGCCGUCAUGAGAAGUCCUCUGACAAAAUGAAUCAAUUGAAAUAUAACUGAGUACUCCAUUUUGAAACUUGUUUUUGAACUUCGUACCUAAAACGCAUUCAACGGUGCAGUUUUCAUUAUUUGAUGCCUAAUUAUUGCUUCAAUCAAAAAUUGCAAAUUCUUGCGUUUAUUUUAGAUUGAUUUUGUUAUUUGGUUUUUGCAUAAUUUUGAGUGGAAUUUGUACUAACAAUAUAGUAUUUCAAUGUUCAAAAUGCGAAUUGUUGAAAGAUGAUGUUUUGCCGAACAAGCUAGGUAAUAUGAUGUGCCACGUUCUAACUCGCUCCAAUUAUUUUUUGUUGCGCCAAUUUACUCGAUAUCGUCAGGGGAAAAAGUGAGUCAAAAACGUAGUUUUAACAUAUGACUGAAACCAUUUUGUCACUGCCUUACUAAAGCUAAAGCUGAAAAUAGAAUACGUAGAAUAAUGUCACAAGUUAGCUAUGUUUUGAGACUUCUAUCAAUACUGACCAAAACGUCUGUUUCUGUUUUACAAAUAAGUCAACAGCCUAAUGAAAAUGUUCUAAUGGAUCGUUGUGAGUUUUUGAUGAAUUUAACU